UAUUGACGAUACCGUCACUGCGUGUCGCCAGCUAGGCUUCGCCUUUGCCGUUGAAUUUAAUACCUACACUGAUCCAGGUUCUAUGGUUGGAAUAUAUAAAGAUUUCGAUUGUAACGGCAUCCAGGGAUAUCUGCUUGCAUGUGAACAUAGAAAGGGCACAUGUGAUGAAUACGUCAAAGUUACAUGCACCGUAGAGUUUGAAGAUGAUAAUAGUGGUGAAGAGCCUUAUGAGGACGGUACAGGUAUGUUUUACGAUUACUAUCAAUGGAUAAACGAAAAUCCAUGUGAUGACUUUGAAUGUGAAAAUGGAGAAUGUUUUAUAGAUGAAUAUUUUGAUGCCGUAUGUGAUUGUCAUGCAGAGUGGAAAGGGGAUCACUGUGAACUUCCAGUUGAUGAUGGUAACAACAACAACAACAAUCCACCAACUGAUCCUCCAGCUUCAAGUUCAGAUGAUGUAAUCAUAUACGUUGCUAUUGGAGUGGGAGUAUUUGUAUUGCUAGUUGCUACUUUCGUCAUAAUAUAUGUGACAUAUAUUUUGAGACGUCGAAGGUUACAAAGAUCUACGACAAAAAAGCCAGUGGAAAUUGGAUUGAAAGGCAAACCGGUAGCUGAAAAUAGACGAAAUAACAACACGUACCAGAAAACCACCGGGUUGCCAAAUCCAGCGCUGAAUAAACCCACAUCACCCCCUACCGAAUACUACCUGGAGCCGUCCUCUGAUUACGUUUCACCAGCAGAAGAUUACACUGCUCUUGCACCGGCCUCUGAAAUUUAUGAUGAAAUACCGUAUGAUACCAUCGACAACGGAGGCUAUAUGGAUUUACAACCGUCAGAGAACAAAGCACCACCCGAACUUCCAAAGCCAAGAUAAAUAGUUCAAUUAUUGUUUGACGGUAUAAAAAGUUAUUUUACACUUACGAAACGAGGCCUACUCCGCUUUAUUCCAUGGGGUCUACCAUGAAGUUUCCCUCAAUUUAGACAUAAUUCAAAACCAUCCUCAUAAAUCGAGUAGGUGGUGAUCACUCUGUUCUUGUCUCGUAUAGUGGAAAAUUAUUAUUUUUUUUUUUAACUAUGUAGGCCUCCUACAGGCUAUGUAGGCCUCUUUCAGAGUUAGAGUGAGCCUCUGCAUCACCCUGUGGUGGUAGGGUAAAUGUGCAUCACUGUUGAUGUGCAUCGCAAUUAAGGUCUAUGCUGGAAAGGACAAAUUACACAGUCAGUCAGUGACAGCUACCAAUGUGCGCGGGUCCUCCGUGACAUUC
Anneissia japonica is the source of this 1259-nucleotide messenger RNA. RefSeq lists its product as uncharacterized. The coding region runs from base 83 to 871 and encodes 262 amino acids. The record is from RefSeq and is a predicted model, not a curated record. The transcript has 5 exons. Lineage: Eukaryota; Metazoa; Echinodermata; Crinoidea; Comatulida; Comatulidae.